AUUUGUUGGUUGGUUCCUAUGUUUUUCUAUUUUGCAUUGGACUUUCCUUUAUCAUAAUUUCUCAGAUGUUUCGUGAUUCUUUCUUUUACCGACCUUUAAGAGUUUUCUUUUCUUUGUUUUGGGAUCAUAUAUAUGUUUAUUUAAGACACUGAUCAUAGUUUCGUACAAACAAAAACUACUAGAGAAAACGUCUGGACCUUCCUGAAACCACGGCAACUAACAGUGUCGAUUCCGUCUGUUUCGUCUAUAAAGAUCAUGGAGAAGGAGAAAUCAGACUACUCUGAGAAGUUCGAGGGUAAUGCGGACAAACCGGCUAGGAACAAGCAAAUCAUGGAAGCUUUGUCGUGGCCAUCACUUACCGAGACAGCGAAAGCAGCUCUUUGUUCGAACAAGUCUUCCACUGAUUCGUUAAAAAGUAUUGGCUGUGACGGAUCAUCAUCAUCGGUCUCUUUUUUCUCUCAGCGAAGUAGCAGUCUUGCUGAAACAGAACGAAUGCACCAAGAAUUCUUUACCCACGGCACGUUUGUUCAACCCUCGGGAGAAAGUUCAUAUGGUAAUCCUUUACCAUACACUUCUCCUAGGGGUCAUAAGCAAGGAAACGAGUUUGCAUCACGGGCCCAUGUCAGUAUCCAAAACCAACAUCAACAGAAUUCAAACGAGAACCAACAUGUUACCCAUCAAAGUCAGGGAGGCAGACAGAAUCAAGAACAGGUGAAACAGAAUUGGAAUCCUCAAGGAAAAUUUAAUGGGCAAGGAGGAUUCCCACCUCCACCAAGAGGAGGUACACCAGCAUUUGUAAGGGCAUCACCACCAUCAAUCUAUGCUCAGCAUAUUCCAGUUCAGCAUUAUUUUUAUCCUAUAGCAUUUACUGACUUGCCACCACCAAUGAUGUAUCAUCCACAUCGUAUGCCCUUCAUCGACCCUCGCGCUGUAUUGUUUCCAUCUCAAAAUCCUGACCUCAUGCCCUUUAUCGAGCCUCCUCCUGUCUUGGUCCCAUCUCAGAAAGCUCCCCUCAAAACCAAGAUACUGAAUCAAGUUCAAGAAGCUCCCCUCAAAACCAAGAUACUGAAUCAAGACAAAAAAGCUCCCCUUAAAACCAAGAUACUGAAUCAAGUUCAAUAUUAUUUGAGCGAGGAUAAUUUACCAAACGAUGUACACCUUCGCAAGCGCAUGAAUGAUGAGGGCUUUGUUCAUAUAGAGUUUAUCUCUGGUUUCAAUAAGCUUAAAGCACUAACAAGUAAUGUCCAGCUGAUAUUGGAUUCCCUACGAGAUUCAGAUAUCAUUGAAGUGCAGGGCUAUGAAAUUAGAAACCGGCGUGUCUGGAAAAAAUACGUUAUGCCUCAAGACUGGCGGGUUACUUUUUAUCCGAGCCCAGAAUAUGCAAUGGCUAACAACCAUUAAAACAUGCAGCUCGAGCAGAACUAGAAAAAGUGCGAUCAAGUUCAAGCAAUCAAAAAGCCGAUAAUAAUAAUAAGAAAUCAGUUGGUUGUAUACCGUCUUCAAAUCUAAGUUGGAGGAGUUUUUGCUUUUGCAUAGAGAGGAUUGCUGGAUUUAUGUGAAGCUACCAUCAUUUUGCAUAUGAUGUCAAUUAACAUUUUGUCCUUAAACCAAAACAAAUAUAACAAACUGAGAAAAGCUAUUAAAAAGGCUAAAAGAGUAGUGUAGAAUAAAAUUUUGAGUUUUUAUGACUC
Molecule: messenger RNA, 1691 nt
Organism: Brassica oleracea var. oleracea
Lineage: Eukaryota; Viridiplantae; Streptophyta; Magnoliopsida; Brassicales; Brassicaceae
Product: la-related protein 1C-like
Exons: 6
Coding region: 256-1401 (381 amino acids)
Molecular function (GO): RNA binding
Source: RefSeq, a predicted model, not a curated record